AUGCAUCACAAGCAAUCUGAGAUAUGGGAAGAGUAUGGCUUUUUCGAAAAAUUUGUAUUAAGAUAUAUGUAUAAAAUUGAUCCUUUAUCAUUUGGUAAAUGGCCAGAACGUAAAUUAUCAAAUUUCAAAAAGAAGAACGAAGUAAGAAAAAAACAUGAGUACUUUCUCUUUAUUCAUUUAUCUUUCGCAUUCGAAGAGACCUUUCCUGGUUUGUACACUAAAACACUCUGGAAAGCAAAACAAUAUCAAUUCAGAGCUGGAACAAACAUCGAUUUGAGAUACUAUCAAGCUUUCAAAACCUAUAUGAAACAUGUUUUCAUACCACGACAUAAAGGAAUUUUGUCUGAAGAUGAACUAAAGCGUGUCCAAGAAGAUGUUGAUAAAGCUAAAAGGGAAGACUUUUUGAUCAGAGAUCCAGACACACAUGAAAUGGCUCUUUACAAUCUUGAAACUCUCCAUAGAUUGUCAAUCGCUAUCAGAGAUGCUUGGCAUCCUAUUUUUGGAACUUAUUAUAUUGGAAAUGAGCCGGAUCGAGUGAGUGAAAUGAUAGAAGAUGAUGAUUACGAACAUCUAUGGUACAGAGAUAUUUUAGAUGGGAAAAUAUAA
This is a messenger RNA of Trichomonas vaginalis G3, 606 nucleotides long. RefSeq lists its product as uncharacterized. The transcript has a single exon. NCBI's taxonomy places the organism in Eukaryota, Parabasalia, Trichomonadida, Trichomonadidae. The record is from RefSeq and is a predicted model, not a curated record. Bases 1 to 606 code for a protein of 201 amino acids.